Molecule: messenger RNA, 4214 nt
Organism: Perca fluviatilis (European perch)
Lineage: Eukaryota; Metazoa; Chordata; Actinopteri; Perciformes; Percidae
Gene: ext1b
Product: exostosin glycosyltransferase 1b
Exons: 11
Coding region: 951-3173 (740 amino acids)
Cellular component (GO): membrane
Molecular function (GO): glycosyltransferase activity
Source: RefSeq, a predicted model, not a curated record
GUGUCGGGAUUGGAAUGUUACCGACUAACAAUCGGAACAACUGAGCACUCGGUAACUGGACGCUAAGAUCAAGGAAUCCCGUCUUUUGAACAUUUUCCUAGCUAUUUACCCGGUCUGAGGUUAGCGCCUGUUUGCUUCGUGUGGACCGGAUAACUUCGCCUGCUGCGUGGCUCCCCGCCGAUGAGGUUUUAAUUUGAUAUCAGCGCGUUUGAGGGUAUGUGGCGAGGUUGUAAUAAAUAAGAAGAGAAAUGCAGGGAUUCGUCAGGUUACAGUUGUACCGCUGAGCUGCCCCUGCGCUACUACGCUUCCCCGGUUUUCUUUUUUUUUUGUUGCUUCUCUUCACACGGGACCAUGGAGUGAUAAAAGAGGGGGAAUAGGACGAAAUCACCCGGAGGCAUUUGGUUUCGAGCGCGGCGGCCACACCGUUGGGUUUUUGCACUCCCUGGUCAAUGUGUUACCGAGUUUAACAUCCAAAGCCCAAACCGGGGCAUACCUUUCCGUCUGGGAGAGCCUCGGGGACCCCUGCCGCUGUUUACCCGCUGGAGAGAGUUCCCAGACGGCUGUCGGACAGCUUUCCGUUUGAAUUGCCCUGUACGGCCAGCCUGAAUGAGGCUGAGAAGAAGCGCCGGGGAAGAGAGUCGCUGCAUGUGAUUGUGUCCGAGAGGGUCCGCUGGCCAGCGCUGAGCUUUUUAGUCACCCCAGCCCCGCUGUAGGCGCUGUGAGAUAUGGUGAAACUCUACAGAAGAGGGAGAACGGGACAAUACUUUUAAAAAUCGCCCACAUGCACUGGAUCAAUUGCUGGAUUUGGGAACCGAUUAAGCAGAAGGAGGGUUGGGGAUCCUUGGAGGCUGCCGGAGGAUGGAGCGGUGUAGCCGGGGUUGGUGAGAGCCUAACUUCGGGCCACUUUACAUUUCUUAUUCCUAAACAAUUCGCCCCUGUUCCCAGGACACAUGCAGGCCAAAAAACGCUACCUGAUCCUGCUCUCCGCCGGUGCAUGUCUAGUGCUUCUCUUCUACCUCGGAGGGGUUCAACUUCCAGCGGCGAGCAGGAGCCGGCAUGACCGCAGCCGAAAUGGGUACCGGCCCGACCAGCCCUGGCCUCACUUCUCGGACCCUUUACACCUUUUCCUGCCCUGGGAUCAGACGGACACCGAGGAGUACAACCUGCACAUAUCUCCAAGGCAUAAGAGGGACGUCAACACGAGUGUUUACAAAGGCAAACGGUGCCGCAUGGAUUCAUGCUUUGAUUUCUCUCUGUGUCAAAAGAACGGAUUCAAAGUGUACGUUUACCCGCAGCAGAAGGGGGAGAAGAUCUCCGAGAGUUAUCAGAAUAUUUUAUCGACCAUUGAGGGGUCAAGGUUUUACACCUCAGACCCCGGACAGGCGUGUCUGUUCGUCCUGAGUUUGGACACUCUGGACCGAGACCAGCUGUCCCCACAAUACGUCCACAACCUGAAGACCAAGGUCCAGAACCUGCCUCUGUGGAACGACGGCAGGAACCACCUCAUAUUUAACUUGUACUCGGGGACGUGGCCGGACUAUACGGAAGACUUGGGCUUUGACAUCGGCCAGGCCAUGUUGGCCAAAGCCAGUAUCAGCACCGAGAACGUCAGGCCCAACUUCGACGUGUCCAUCCCCCUCUUCUCCAAGGAGCACCCGAGGACCGGCGGAGAGAGGGGGUACCUCAAGUACAACUCCAUCCCGCCUUUUAGAAAAUACAUGCUGGUGUUCAAGGGGAAGCGUUACCUGACAGGUAUCGGCUCGGACACCAGGAAUGCCUUACAUCACGUCCACAACGCAGAGGACGUGGUGCUGCUCACCACCUGCAAGCAUGGCAAGGACUGGCAGAAGCACAAGGACGCGCGCUGUGACAAGGACAACGCAGAGUAUGACAAGUACGACUACAAGGAGAUGCUUCACAACUCCACCUUCUGUUUGGUGCCCCGCGGCAGACGACUGGGCUCCUUUCGCUUCCUCGAGGCGCUGCAGGCUGCGUGUGUGCCGGUGAUGCUGAGUAACGGUUGGGAGCUGCCUUUCUCCGAGAUCAUUGACUGGAACACAGCCGCAGUGAUCGGCGACGAGAGGCUCCUGCUGCAGAUCCCGACCACAGUGCGCUCCAUCCACCAGGAUAAGAUCCUGUCCCUCAGACAGCAGACUCAGUUCCUCUGGGAGGCCUACUUCUCCUCUGUGGAAAAGAUAGUGCUGACCACACUGGAGAUCAUCCAGGACCGUGUGUUUGAGCACGGCUCCAGGAGCAGCCUGAUGUGGAACAGUCACCCUGGGGGACUUUUCGCCCUGCCGCAGUACUCAGGAUACCUGGGAGACUUCCCCUUCUACUACGCCACACUGGGUAUUAAACCGUACCCCAAGUUCACAGCGGUCAUCCAUGCCGUCUCGCCUCUGGUGUCUCAGUCCCAGCCCAUACUCAAGCUCCUGGUAGCUGUGGCCAAGUCCCAGUACUGUGCACAGAUCAUUGUCCUGUGGAAUUGUGACAAGCCUCUCCCGGCCAAGCACCGCUGGCCUGCCACCUCAGUGCCCGUCAUCGUCAUCGAGGGAGAGAAUAAGGUGAUGAGCAGUCGUUUCUUGCCCUACGAGACCAUAGUGACCGAUGCUGUCCUCAGCCUGGAUGAAGACACAGUGUUGUCCACCACAGAGGUGGACUUUGCCUUCACGGUCUGGCAGAGUUUUCCAGAGCGAAUCGUAGGUUACCCCGCUCGUAGCCACUUCUGGGACAGCAACAAGGAGCGUUGGGGCUACACAUCCAAAUGGACCAACGAUUAUUCAAUGGUGCUGACUGGGGCCGCCAUCUAUCACAGAUAUUACCAUUACCUGUACACCAACUACUUACCCACUAGUCUGAAGGGCAUGGUUGACCAGCUGGCCAACUGUGAGGACAUCCUGAUGAACUUCCUGGUCUCUGCUGUCACCAAGCUGCCGCCCAUCAAGGUUACACAGAAGAAACAGUACAAGGAGACAAUGAUGGGACAGUCUUCAAGAGCUUCUCGCUGGGCCGAUCCGGACCACUUUGCCCAACGGCAAACCUGCAUGAACAAGUUCGCCAGCUGGUUUGGCGCCAUGCCUCUGGUCCACUCCCAAAUGAGACUGGACCCCGUCCUGUUCAAGGACCAGGUCUCCAUUCUCCGCAAGAAAUACAGGGACAUCGAGAGGCUCUGACAGGACCGGCGCCCCCUAGGGGGAGACCCUACACAGGGGGAGGCACACGAGAGAGACCCUGUGGAGAGUAGUAGUAGGACUACAGCAGGAUGGACAGGGAGCGACACAGCUCUGUCUUCCACUCAGCACAUUGCCAAUGACCACAGCGCCGCUGCUGCCAGGACUUGACAUGGAAAGGGAUGAAUGGGAAACAAGCAGAUGGCGUUUGGAUAUGAAAAAUACAAACAAAAAUCUCAAACACAGACAGACAAAGAGGAGUACACAAACUGAUGGACAUGCCAAACAGUACUGUAUGUUUUGCAAAUGUGCAAACACACAGCACACACUACUGACGACAAGAACUCUUGGAUAGAAUAUUUUUUUGUACAACAUGAACAUAGACGACAUUGACUUUCCUGCUCUCUUGGCACGUGUGCAGGACGGUAGACGAGGGAAGGUGUCCACGAUCGCAAAUCUGGCAACCGCACCACCAUAAAUCCUACUGGUCACCCCUAGCUACCCUCCCCAGUAUGCAUCAGGACUUAAUAUUGGACUACCAAAACCCCUGCUUUAUAGCCCAGGAUACCCUGUUCUAAAGUUGAUUUUAUUUCUGUCCAAAUCAGCUCUCUGGUGUCACUGUUGACCCUUUCUCCUCUCUGAGAGGUAAUAUUUUUAUUCUCAAGGCUGAAAAGGUAAACAUAAGUGUCCUGACAAGGUUUUUAUAGCAGAGCAGCCAUGAUUUCUUGACAUUCUUGGCCAUCAACACACAUCCUUGAGCCGGAAAACAUCCUGUCUGUCCUAUCCUUGGCUCAUUUCUUGAUGUGCUGAUAUGGCAUUUAUAAUGGUCUCUCUGCGUCCCUGUUAUCACAAAGAUAAGUUAGAAAAACAUCUUGUUUCAUAUUCCACUUUCCUCUCAUACUCGCCAUUUACUUUCAUCAUCUUUUAUUUUACCCAUUCAAACUCUCUGUAGUUUCCGUCUUCUGUGUGUGUGUGUGUGUGUGUGUGUGUGUGUGUGUGUGUGUGUGUGUGUGUGUGUGUGUGUGUGUGUGUGUGUGUGUGUGU